This is a messenger RNA of Drosophila grimshawi, 3869 nucleotides long. RefSeq names its product isoleucine--tRNA ligase, cytoplasmic (gene IleRS). Gene Ontology annotation, molecular function: aminoacyl-tRNA deacylase activity; ATP binding; isoleucine-tRNA ligase activity. The transcript is spliced from 6 exons. The record is from RefSeq and is a predicted model, not a curated record. The coding region runs from base 86 to 3778 and encodes 1230 amino acids. Gene Ontology annotation, biological process: isoleucyl-tRNA aminoacylation. Lineage: Eukaryota; Metazoa; Arthropoda; Insecta; Diptera; Drosophilidae.
UUUUCGUACUUUCGGCAUUUCAUUCAAAGACUAAGAAAGAAUUUAGAUUAAAUAAAGUCUGCAAAACGUCGAAAGCCUGACAGAAAUGAGCAAUCCGGCGAAAUUGAAACGUAGCGACGUCUGUCGCGUACCUGAGAACAUUAACUUCCCGGCCGAGGAGGAAAAUGUGCUCAGGCAAUGGCGUGACGCGAAAAUCUUUGAAAAAUGCAGCCAACUGUCAAAGGGAAAACCGAAAUAUACGUUUUAUGAUGGGCCACCGUUUGCGACCGGGUUGCCGCACUAUGGCCACAUCCUGGCUGGCACAAUUAAGGAUAUUGUGACGCGUUACGCGUACCAACAAGGAUACCAUGUGGAUCGUCGCUUUGGCUGGGAUUGCCACGGGUUGCCGGUGGAGUUUGAGAUCGAUAAGAUGCUCAACAUCAAGGGACCAGAGGAUGUCGCCAAGAUGGGCAUCACUGCGUAUAAUGCCGAGUGCCGAAAGAUUGUCAUGCGCUAUGCGGACGAAUGGGAGACAAUUGUGACGCGCUGCGGUCGCUGGAUUGACUUCAAGAACGACUACAAGACUUUGUACCCCUGGUACAUGGAGUCCAUCUGGUGGAUAUUCAAGCAGCUCUUCGACAAGGGACUCGUCUAUCAGGGCGUUAAGGUUAUGCCCUAUUCCACGGCGUGCACAACUUCGUUGUCCAACUUCGAGGCGAAUCAGAACUACAAAGAGGUCGUGGAUCCCUGCGUCGUCGUCGCACUCGAAGCAGUUACGCUGCCGAAUACCUACUUUCUCGUGUGGACCACCACACCGUGGACACUGCCCUCCAAUUUCGCCUGUUGUGUGAAUCCAAAGAUGAUCUAUGUCAAGGUGCGCGAUGUGAAGAGCGAUCGCCUCUUUGUACUGGCCGAGUCGCGUUUGUCCUACGUUUUUAAGACAGAGGCGGAAUAUGAGCUGAAGGAGAAGUUUGUUGGCCAAUCACUCAAGGAUCUGCACUAUAAGCCACCAUUCCCAUAUUUUGCCAAGCGUGGUGCUGAGGUUAAGGCACACCGAGUCCUCGUGGACGAGUAUGUGACGGAAGACUCUGGCACUGGGAUUGUUCAUAACGCACCCUAUUUUGGUGAGGACGAUUAUCGCGUUUGCCUGGCUGCGGGCCUCAUUACCAAGUCGAGCGAUGUCAUAUGCCCCGUGGACGAUUCCGGACGCUUCACUUCCGAGGUGACUGACUUUGCCGGCCAGUAUGUCAAGGAUGCGGACAAGCACAUCAUGGCCAACCUGAAGGCGAGCGGAAACUUAGUGUCCAGUGGUCAGGUGAAGCAUAGCUAUCCAUUCUGCUGGCGCUCAGACACUCCGCUAAUCUACAAGGCUGUGCCGUCGUGGUUUGUGCGCGUCGAGCACAUGUCCAAGAACCUAUUGGCCUGCAGUUCGCAGACUUAUUGGGUGCCGGACUUUGUGAAGGAGAAGCGCUUCGGCAAUUGGCUGAAGGAGGCCAGAGAUUGGGCAAUUUCACGCAAUCGCUACUGGGGCACACCGAUACCCAUUUGGCGAUCUCCUAAUGGUGAUGAAACCAUUGUCAUUGGUAGCAUAAAACAGCUGGCGGAACUCUCCGGUGUGCUGGUGGAUGAUCUGCAUCGCGAGACAAUUGACGACAUUGAGAUACCGUCAGCGGUGCCCGGAAAUCCACCACUGCGACGUAUCGCGCCUGUUUUUGACUGCUGGUUCGAAUCCGGCUCAAUGCCAUUUGCCCAGCAGCAUUUUCCCUUCGAGAACGAAAGGGAUUUCAUGAACAACUUCCCGGCGGAUUUCAUUGCCGAGGGCAUUGAUCAGACACGCGGUUGGUUCUACACGCUCCUGGUCAUAUCAACGGCAUUGUUCAAUAAGGCGCCGUUCAGGAAUCUAAUUGCCAGUGGAUUGGUGCUGGCCGCCGAUGGUCAGAAGAUGUCGAAGCGCAAGAAGAACUAUCCGGAUCCCAUGGAUGUGGUGCACAAGUAUGGAGCGGAUGCCCUGCGUCUCUAUCUGAUCAACUCACCGGUAGUGCGUGCGGAAAGCCUUCGCUUCAAGGAGGAAGGCGUGCGUGAUAUAAUCAAGGACGUAUUCCUCCCAUGGUACAAUGCCUACCGUUUCCUGCUGCAGAACAUUGUGCGCUACGAGAAAGAGGAUCUCCAAGGCAAAGCUCAGUAUUCGUAUGAUCAUGUGCGGCAUCUGCAGAACAUGGAGCAUGCCUCGGUUAUUGAUGUAUGGAUCCUGUCGUUCAAGGAGUCCCUGCUGGAGUUCUUUGCGACGGAGAUGAAAAUGUAUCGCCUAUAUACGGUGGUGCCCAGGCUAACAAAAUUCAUUGAUCAACUGACCAACUGGUACGUGAGAUUGAACCGUCGCCGUAUCAAGGGCGAAUUGGGCGCCGAGCAGUGCAUAAAAUCGCUAGAUACUCUCUAUGAUGUGCUGUACACCAUGGUUAAGAUGAUGGCCCCCUUCACGCCAUACCUAACCGAGUACAUUUUCCAGCGACUGGUGCUGUUCCAGCCACCAGGUGGCCUGGAGCAUACCGAUUCCGUACACUACCAAAUGAUGCCUGUCAGCCAGCGCAAGUUUAUUCGCAGCGACAUCGAGCGAUCGGUGGCACUGAUGCAGUCGGUGGUGGAGUUGGGUCGCGUAAUGCGAGAUCGCCGCACACUGCCCGUCAAAUACCCGAUUUCUGAGAUUAUUGUCAUCCACAAGGACACUCAAACGCUGGACGAGAUUAAGAGUCUGCAAGAUUUCAUACUCAGCGAGUUGAAUGUACGAAAACUUACCCUAAGCUCGGACAAGGAAAAGUACGGCGUAACGUUGCGUGCAGAACCAGAUCACAAAUCGCUGGGUCAGCGCCUGAAGGGCAACUUUAAGGCUGUUAUGGCAGCCAUCAAAGCCCUGAAGGAUGACGAGAUUCAACAGCAGGUCGCCCAAGGCUACUUUAGCAUAUUGGAUCAACGCAUUGAGCUGGAGGAAGUGCGUGUCAUCUAUUGUACCUCUGAGAAGGUGGGCGGCAACUUUGAGGCACACAGCGAUAACGAAGUGCUGGUCCUAAUGGACAUGACGCCCAACGAGGAAUUGCUCGAAGAAGGUUUGGCGCGCGAGGCUAUUAAUCGAGUGCAGAAGCUCAAGAAGAAGGCUCAGCUGAUACCAACGGAUCCAGUUAUCAUCUACUAUGAUUUGAGCGGCAAUGCUGGCAAAAAGGAUGCUCAGGCAGCGCAGGCACAGCUACAAAAGGUGUUGGUCAACUAUGCGCCAAUGAUAAAGGGGGCCGUCAAAUCGGAAUUCGUUCCAUUUGACGAAAAACAGGCAGCCUCCAAGCGCCAGAUCAUCAGUGAGCUUGUGGACCUCAAAGGUGUUCAGCUCAAUUUGACAAUUUGCUCUGCCGAGGAGCUGCAACUGCCCAGCCUUGCGUGGCUGAAUGUAACCUUAAGUGGCGAGCUGCAACCGCGCUUUGCCAAAGGCAACAAAGCAUCUAUUCUACUUCAGCAUAGUGCCAGCAAAGAGUACAUUACUUUGGACGCACUGCGUCGCGAGCUGGAAGUGCUAUUUGGACUGUAUGGUAUCAGUUAUAACAUUUAUGUGGUGGAUCAGCGGAAGCAAGUCAGCGAGCUCCAGGCCAUCGAUAAAAGUCUUAGCGGAAAGCUACUAAUUCUGACUCGUGGCACGGAUGCACUAAAUCAGGCCCCAAACUCUGAGGUGACUUCGAUCCCAUAUUCAAAUUUUGUGAACCAGCCGUCUGGCGGCACCGUCUUUACUGAGAACCCAAAGGGUCAUAGCCUAUUAUAAAUGGGGAUUAGUCAAGGAUUAGCAUGUUGCUUUGUAUUUAUUGUAAACCGAUAACCGAAAUAUGAAAUUAAAUAAAAAUGUUUUCAAUAAG